Molecule: messenger RNA, 5191 nt
Organism: Coregonus clupeaformis (lake whitefish)
Lineage: Eukaryota; Metazoa; Chordata; Actinopteri; Salmoniformes; Salmonidae
Gene: camsap2b
Product: calmodulin regulated spectrin-associated protein family, member 2b
Exons: 23
Coding region: 552-5036 (1494 amino acids)
Biological process (GO): cytoplasmic microtubule organization; negative regulation of microtubule depolymerization; neuron projection development
Cellular component (GO): microtubule minus-end
Molecular function (GO): microtubule minus-end binding; spectrin binding; calmodulin binding
Source: RefSeq, a predicted model, not a curated record
UGAGGAGUGCGGCAGGAAAAGCGCAGGGGAGACGCCGCCGAGAUUGAGGGAGAGGAAAAAAUAAAAACACUUAUAAAGAAGAACAAUUCCGGACAAGGACAACCUUUUCCGUUAACUUAUAACUUAUAAUUUAACUAUUCCUGCGAAUAGAAGUCGGGCAAAUGCGCGACCCGUUUCGUAGAUAGACAUAUCCACUGUAUGCUUGGCAACCUGAAGAUAAUGUCAGGGAAUCAAUGGAUGAAAAUUCCCCAAACUACUGCAGUUGCCUGGCUGGAAUUCUCGUCUCGUACUGAGAGUAUCCGACACAUGGAAAUAAAAACGGUUAACUUGUAAGGACCGUGGGAAGGAGCCACAACACAUCUGGGUGUGAGGAAUUAUAUCGGUGUCCAGUCGGUAUUCGGCUAGAUAACGCAUUUAAAGUUUGAACGGAAAGAACAUUUUUGCUGCAUCGAAUUCCUUUGGACGGGAUGUCAUCUGCCUCCGGUAGAAUUCCACGAGCUAACUGACCAUCUCCCUCUCGGUAACGGAGGCCGAGCGAGCCAGGCGUGAAGAUGAGUAAUGCGGCAGAUACCAAGGGGUUGAGGCGAACCUUUAUCGUCCCCUCGAUCAAGGCUUUUGAUCACUAUGAUUUCACAAGGGCCAAAAUAUACAGUAGCUUGACAUGGCUUGUGGCCAAAGCCUUCGGCUCAGAUGCGGUCCCAGAAGAGCUGGCGGACCCCUUCUACAGGGACCAGUACAACCAGGAGCACCUGAAGCCCCCCGUGGCAUGCCUGCUGCUGUCUGCAGAGCUCUACUGCCGGGCGGGGAGCCUCAUCCUCCGCAGCGAUGCCGUCAAACCUCUGCUGGGACACAACGCCAUCAUCCAGGCCCUGGCACAGAAGGGACUGUACGUCACUGACCAGGACCGACUUGUCACAGAGAGGGACCUGACCAGCACACCUAUACACAUGAGUUCCCAUCUGGCCCUAAUAGACACUCUGAUGAUGGCGUACACGGUGGAGAUGGUGAGUGUGGAGCGAGUGAUGGCCUGCAUCCACCGCUACUCCUCCCCUCCCAAUGUCCUCUCCUCCCACCCUGACGGACACAUCAGGGACCUGCCCUACGACACUGAGGAUGCAGUCACCACCUGGAUCAACAAGGUGAAUGAGCACCUCAGGGAGAUUCUGGUGGAGGAGCAGAGGUUGAGAGAGAGCUCCUGCUCUGAGAGCACAGCUACUGCAUCACAGAGGGCUCCAGACAAAUGGUAUUGGAGACUGGUACCUGCCCGCUACAGGAGGGAGCAUGCUAAGCAGAGGUCAGCUCCGUCACUCCCCCCGGUGGACAAUCUGCUGAAGGACAACACAGACGGCUGUGCCCUGGCCGCACUCGUCCACUUCUACUGCCCAACGUCUGUCAGACUGGAAGAUAUCUGUCUGAAGGAGACCCUGUCGCUGGCUGACAGUCUGUACAACCUGCAGCUGGUGCAGGAGUUCUGCAGGGACAGCCUCAACCACUGCUGCCACUUCUCCCUGGAGGACAUGCUCUAUGCCCACUCUUCCAUCAAGAAUAACUACCUGGUGUUUAUGGCAGAGCUGUUCUGGUGGUUUGAAGUGGUGAAGCCUUCGUUUGUACAGCCCAGAGUCUUUGACCCACAAGCAGUCUGUGAUCUAGCCCCGUCAGCAAGGACUAUGGCUCCUAUCUGUAGCCCAGCCAAACAGGACUUUGGGGACAGCCCAGAACACAAAAGGCUUCAACCAGACUCUGCUUCAGGUGUGAUAAAGAGGUCAGCAUCCAUGUCCUAUGUGGAUGGCUGUGUGGGGACAUGGCCUAAGGAGAGACGGUCUAGGGGCAUCUCCUUUGAGAUUCCUUUGGACGGGGAUCCUAGCGUCCCUCCCUGUGGGGGUCCCUCCCUCCGGGGCAUUACCCGCUCUGCCAGCACCGAGGGCCUGGGUGGGUUCAAAGUUCAUCACGCACACCAGGGGGACAUGAGGCGCCACCUCUCCUUUCAGCCGGUCAGCGUCAACGGCCAGAGCAGCACCGCCGGACACAUACCUGAGGAGGACUACAACAGGGACUCACCAGACUCCCACAAAGCACUGGGGCGCGGGCAGACUCAGCCACACAAGAACCGGAACAGAUAUUCCAAUGGCGUUCUCCAAGAGAACGGCAAUGGCGGCAGCGGCCCCGUCAGCCCGUCGACCCCCCCUAGCAUCGAGGAGGCUCUGAAGAUCAUCCACGACACAGAGAGGCCCCACGGCAGUCUGCGGCCCGGGGCCAACGGCUUCUUCCUCCACGAUGGAGUUGAACCUUCAGACCCAGGGGACGACCCUGAUGACUACCCAGGAUCGGCUAAGGCCCGGGCAGACGAGGCCGACCCCUACUCAGCCUCUACGGAGGAAGUCGACACGGGGAUCCACGUGAGGACGGAGGACAUCCAGGAGAGUUUGGACGAGGACAACUCUUCUAUCAGGGACUACUCUGAUAUGGACCCUGACUAUGAGGCUAUGACCCGAUCCUGUCCCUUACCAGAGGGGAAUGGAGAAAGGGGCGAGAGGAGCAGCCCAUACCCCAGCUCGGUGUCUCCAGCCCCUCUGUCUCAUGCUCCCAGCCCUGCCUCGUCCUCGGGUGGUUCUGGCGGCGGAGUGGUUCGCAUGACCAGCUUCGCCGAGCAGAAGUUCCGUAAGCUGGAGGGGCGGAGCAGCGGAGGGACCACCCCCGAGAGUGCUGAGCUCAACGUUCCCAACACGCCCCCCAUACGAACUGCCACGCUCGAGAUCUCCAGCCCCACCCACCCAGGCCAGACCCCGGCCAUGCCCUCUCCCAGAGACCACACCCACCUGUUGUCGUCAGAUAUGGUGCACCUGAAGAUGAAGCUGGAGGAGAAACGCAGAGCCAUCGAGGCCCAGAAGAAGAAGGUUGAGGCAGCGUUCACCCGUCAUCGUCAGAAGAUGGGUCAGACAGCCUUCCUCAACGUGGUGCGAAGGAAAGGGGUCACCCCCUCCCCCACCAGCCCCAUCCCUGGGGGCCCAGACCUGGACAAACCCUCCCCAGAUCCCUUCCUCACCCUUUCUGGCAGCCUCAGUCAGGCGGAGAGGUGCAAGCCCGACGGAGCCGCUCCCAAGUCCCCCUGUGAGGAGGGUGCAGGUGUCGGGGGUGGAGAGGUGGACCUGGGUGAGUACACUCGCUCCAUCGAGAGGCUGAACACGUCCCUGGGGUUCCUGCAGACGGAGAUGCAGCGGCUGGCCCAGCAGCAGGACAGGAUCAUGGCUAUGAGGGAACAGCAACAAGCCUGGGUCAUACCUCCUCCAGCACCCUCACCGCACAGGCAGCUCCGGGAGCUCCGCAGCAACAGUGUAACCGGCCGGGGGUCCGUGGGGUCCUUGUCCCCCAUCUUGUCCUCAGCCGGUGGUUCCCCCCGCGCCGCCCACCGUUCCCCCGGCGGCCUCAAGCGCCGACCGGCCUCCUUCCAUGCCAGCACCCCUCACACCCAACGCACCCCACGCCCCACCGAGCUCAAGGUAACCCCCUUUAGACGGAUGCUCAACACCCUACCAUCCGUGGACAGUCUUCCUAGGCUGAGACGCUUCUCACCCAGCCAGACCCAGGUCACCUCCUUUGCCUACCUGGGACAUGAUGAAGGUCCUGGGGCCACAGGGGGAGCAGAGGAGCCCCAAAACCAAACCAAACCACCUGAGACAGAGGUAGCGGUGGCGGGGAUAAGGAGUGCAGGCGCUCAUCCCUCCUCGCCCACUAAAGAGCCAGCCAAGGAGAGAGAGGAGGAGAGGAAGGAGGAGAGGAGAGAUGAAGGGAGAACGGAGAAGUUGGCAGAGGUGCUGUCUCAGCCUGUGAGAGACCUGAUGGAGGUGCCGCCGUCAUUGCUGAAGUCUUUGGAUGGACAGGGUCUAGAAAGUGGAGAGGGGGAGAACAGAGGAGAGCUGUACGGAGAGGACCAGAAAAUGUGCUGUGGGUUCUUCUACAAGGAUGAUGGGAAGGGAGAGGAGGACAUGGCAAUGAAGAGAGCUGCACUGCUGGAGAAGAGGCUGAGGAGAGAGAAGGAGACGCAGGAGAAGAAACAGCAACAGGAGCUGGAGCAGGAGCAGAAGAAGGAGGAAGCACGGCUGAAAGCGGAGGAGGAGCAGCAGAAGAGAGAGGACGAAAAGCAGAGGAAAGAUUACAUAAAGAACGAGUACAUGAGGAGGAAACAUUUGAAGCAGGUGGAGGAUAUGGAUGUCAGGCCCCGCCAUGGAAGUCUCAAAAAGAAGCCCCGCCCCAAAUCCAUGCACAGGGAUGUCAUGGAGUCACCUAAGCCCCCCGCCAGAGCCACAGGUACUCGACCGCGUGGGUUCUCAGUCUCCAGCAUGUCCUUGGCCUCCCUCAACCUGGCUGACAACGACAGCAACGCCGGAGAUAAGAGGAUCCCCAGAAGCAGUAAACUAGGCACUGUGAGAGGCCAUAUCUCUUUCUUUUUAAGCUCUCCCAAAGAGAGAAAGGGAAGGCCUGACUCUGCUAGGCCAGACUCUGCUAGGCCAGACUCUGCGGAGGGCAAUCUGUCGUCCUGCCCGUCUCGUAACGGAGAGAAGGACUGGGAGAACGAGUCCACAACCUCCUCCACUCCCUCCAACCAAGAGUACACAGGGCCAAAGCUGUACAAGGAGCCCAGUGCCAAGUCCAACAAGCAUAUCAUCCAGAACGCCCUGGCCCACUGCUGCCUUGCGGGCAAGGUCAACGAAGGACAGAAGAAUAAGAUAAUAGAUGAAAUGGAGAGGUCGGGGGCCAACAACUUCCUGGUGAUGUUCCGAGACACAGGUUGCCAGUUCCGCUCGGUGUACACCUACUGCCCUGAGACGGAGGAAAUCACCAAGCUGGCGGGCAUCGGGCCCAAGAGCAUCACGGCCAAGAUGAUCGAGGGCCUGUACAAAUAUAACUCAGACAGGAAGCAGUUCAGCCACAUCCCUGCCAAGACAAUGUCGGCUAGUGUAGACGCCAUCACCAUCGCCCCCCACCUGUGGCAGACCAAGAAACAGGGCACGCCCAAGAAACUGGGUAGUCUCAAGUAGUCACAGCAACAACCCCUUUCAUACCAAACCCAGGAUAUUGUUGCUUGGUGUCCUGGGUUAUAGUUGAGGACUGAGGGGAGGCUUUGCCGGUUAUCUGACCCAGGAACGGCCAAAUUACCUGGGAUAUUGCAGGGUCUGGUUUGGUAUGAACGGUG